CUCCGUCAGCCUGCGAGGCUGCCCCGACGUCCAGUUUAUCAGGACCGCAGGCUAGGGCGGAGGUACGAAGUUUGUCCGCUGCGGGGCACCGUAGUGGCUUUUACCCUGGCGGAGCGGGCUGAGUUGGGCUGGGCGCCGAAGCCCAGUUCAGCUUAGGAGACCCAGAUGGCUGCGGUGUUUCUAGUAACGCUCUAUGAGUACUCGCCGCAUUUCUACAUCGCGGUGGUCUUUACCUGCUUCAUCGUGACCGCCUGCUUGGUAUUGGGAUGGUUUGGUUGGGAUGUUCCAGUAAUUCUCAGAAAUUCAGAAGAGACCCAGUUCAACACAAGAGUUUUCAAAAAGCAAAUGAGACAAGUCAAGAAUCCUUUUGGCUUAGAGAUCUCUAACCCAUCUUCAGCUUCAAUUACAACUGGCAUAACUUUGACAACAGAUUGCCUUGAAGAUAGCCUCCUUACAUGCUAUUGGGGGUGCAGUGUUCAAAAAUUAUAUGAGGCUCUGCAGAAGCACAUUUAUUGCUUCCAAAUAAGCACUCCCCAAGCAUUGGAAGAUGCUUUAUAUAGCGAAUAUCUCUAUCAAGAACAAUAUUUUAUUAAAAAGGAAAGCAAAGAAGAAAUAUAUUGCCAGUUACCAAAAGAUACAAAAAUUGAAGACUUUGGCACAGUGCCCCGAUCGCGCUAUCCAUUGGUAGCACUGUUGACCUUAGCUGAUGAGGAUGACCGAGAAAUUUAUGAUAUUAUUUCCAUGGUGUCAAUAAUUCAUAUUCCUGAUAAAACUUAUAAACUAUCCUGUAGAAUAUUAUAUCAAUAUUUACUCCUGCCUCAAGGUCAAUUUUAUGAUCUUAAGCAACUUUUCAUGUCUGCAAAUAACAAUGCCACUCCUUCCAGCAAUUCCUCUCCCGAAGAAAAAGGCACAGACCAAAGUUUGUUGGAAAAGGCUGGACUCUCUGAAAGUGAAGUAGACCCUCCCGAGGAGAAUAUCAAGGACUGUGUUGUUUGCCAGAACGGGACUGUGAACUGGGUGCUCCUGCCGUGCAGACACACGUGCCUGUGUGACGGCUGCGUGAAGUACUUUCAGCAGUGCCCUAUGUGCAGGCAGUUUGUUCAGGAAUCUUUUGCACUUUGCAGUCGUAAGGAGCAAGAUAAAGACAAACUGAAAACUCUUUGAAGAUAUUUUUACAGCUGAAGAGUGUAAUUUCUACUGAAGAUGCAGAAAUUUGUGUUCUUGGAAUCGGUCAUAACAUGGAAUCUACAGUGUUGACUGUUAGUGAAAAUCCUAUUUUAACUUCAUAUUUGUACGGUACCUGGAUGAUGAAAUUUAAUUAUCCCUUCCUAUUCCAUAUGGCAAAUACUGGAAUACCAUCUGUGCUAAUACAUAAAAAUGUAUUCAGCUCUUGAGAAGAAUGUAAAUGUUUGGCCUUUUAUCAGCUAAUAUCAAUUAGAAAAAUUCCAAAAAGCAAUCCAUCUAAAAUUUGAGGAAGUAAAAGUCUAAAGAUUUCUGAAUGUUUUUCCUUUUGCCAUAAUCUAGAGUGCAAAUGGGAAAAAACUGAAUUCUUCUUUACGUAAUUGUAUGUUCCCCACUUUACAAAGGAGUUGGAAAGGGCUUCUAACUCUAUGUCCUUUCCUGAAAUACCAGUUUUUAUAAAUAUCCACCUGUUGGUUUUCUAAUUUCCUUAUAAUCAUAGUCACAUAAUACACAAGUCUUAAUUUUUAAAUAUAGGUUCUUAAAUGAUAAAUGUAAGAUACAGUUCUUGAUUGUUACUAGUGUAUCAUAGAUUUGAAUGAUACUCAUUUAUAGGAAGCAGAUAUAUAAAACAAGAAUAAUAAAAUUUCUUGGAUAAUUAAAUUUACUGUCAAAUAUGAUUAGAUUAGCAGACUGUGAUCUACCAGGGAAGAUCUUAAUGCCUUACCUUAGAUUUCCUCCUGCACAGCAAAUCCAUCUAAAACUGGAAGGACUUAAGAGCCAGAAAAAUCACUAAAAGAAACUAAUUAUUUUUUCUAGUGUGUUUUUAUUUUAAAUAAACCCCCAUAUCCUCCUGAGUGGUAAAUUACUGUGUUUAUUCCUUGUUAUAGCCUCGUGAGAGUUGAGGGACCUAAUGGGCAAAAGGCUGCAUCCCGAAGGAAAAGGUAAAUCAGUGUCCUGUGUCUUCGGUGGAAAUCACCUUCCACUCACAAAGAAAUUAGAUCGUAGUAGAUUGUGACAUUCAGGGAGAUUUUCAAGCUUUUUUGGUCUUGCUUGUAUUAAGAAUAAUGUCUUUGUAUCAGUGUUUUUACAUUAUAUCAUUUCAUUCUAAUUAAAUAUAGCACUCUCAAAAAAGCAUUACCUAUUCUUCAUCUUAUAAACCAAAUCAAACUCUGAAUAGCUACAUUCAGUACUAUGUAAGAAAUACCUUCUAGGUGCCAGGUACCCUUUGGGAGUCUGGGCUGCAAAGAAUCAGAAUAGGCUCCUGGCCUCAAAGUAUUUGUGCCUAAAAGGAGCAUUGGUAGCUUAUUAAAACACAGCCACCCCCACUGCCCAGAAAUUCCUAAGGCCCUGUUCUAACCCUG
Pteronotus mesoamericanus is the source of this 2543-nucleotide messenger RNA. It is a transcript of the gene CGRRF1, whose product is annotated as cell growth regulator with ring finger domain 1. The transcript has 6 exons. The record is from RefSeq and is a predicted model, not a curated record. Gene Ontology annotation, biological process: negative regulation of cell growth. The coding region runs from base 166 to 1164 and encodes 332 amino acids. Lineage: Eukaryota; Metazoa; Chordata; Mammalia; Chiroptera; Mormoopidae.